Messenger RNA from Elgaria multicarinata webbii, 5532 nucleotides. It is a transcript of the gene THSD7A, whose product is annotated as thrombospondin type 1 domain containing 7A. Lineage: Eukaryota; Metazoa; Chordata; Lepidosauria; Squamata; Anguidae. The record is from RefSeq and is a predicted model, not a curated record. Gene Ontology annotation, cellular component: extracellular matrix. Gene Ontology annotation, biological process: cell adhesion. The transcript is spliced from 30 exons. The coding region runs from base 453 to 5450 and encodes 1665 amino acids.
GCAAGGGCGAGGAGGGAGGCGAUUCUUCAGCGCUGCCGCAAUGACGACGGAGCAGCUGGUGUAAAUGACUGCUACUGCCUCCCAGACCAAGAUAACCUGCUCAGUCAGCUGGAGCCCCCUGUGGACAGCUGUCUCUCUCUCUCAGCUGAUGGAAACUGCUACUAGCCACUGAAUGGGGGAGAGUGAAGUAACAACCACAGUACCAGCAGCUGCAGCACCAGCGGUGGCGGUGGCAGCAGCAGCGGCAGCAGCAGCAAGCAAGGGCUCUAUUGUUCCCUGGUGUUAAACAGUUUUUCCUUUUCAACUGGCAUGCACAAUAGCUGGAAAGCAAUUUCCCUUCUGCCCUCCCUGUGAAGAAAUUCAGAAGGGGGGGGCGCGCGCGACGAGAUUAUUCACGCAAGGGUUCUCCAUUGUGCGGCAGAUUUUGACACUGAAGCAGGUUUCUGGAAGGCAUGGGGCUGAGAGAGAGGAGCACAGCUUUAUCCGGUGGUCCAGGGGCUUCUGCUCUUCCAAGCAAGUGGAUUGGAGUUCUUGUGCUUCUCCUCUUUGGGAUCCGGGGAGCAAAGGCACAAAGUGAAUUUGAAACUUCAUCUGUGUAUUUAUGGAAGACGGGUCCAUGGGGCAGGUGUAUGGGAGAUGAAUGUGGCCCAGGAGGCACCCAGACCCGAGCCAUCUGGUGCGCCCAUGUGGAAGGAUGGACCACACUGCUCACGAACUGCAAGCAGGCAGACAGGCCUGACAACCAGCAGAACUGCUUCAGGGUUUGCGACUGGCACAAGGAACUGUAUGACUGGCAACUGGGCAAGUGGAACCAUUGCCAGCCGGUUCUUUCCAGGAACGUUGAGAAGCCAGCCGAGUGCGUCAAAGGGGAAGAAGGGAUUCAGAGGAGGGACGUUACUUGUGUCCAGAAAUCAAACGGUGUUGUAGCCGAGGACACGAUUUGUGAGUAUUUUGAGCCCAAGCCUCAGCUAGAACAGGGGUGCCUCAUCCCGUGCCGGCAAGACUGCACUGUGUCUGAGUUCUCAGCCUGGUCGGAAUGUUCUAAGAGCUGUGGCCAAGGGCUGAGAUAUCGUUUCCACCAUAUUGUCUCCCCACCUCUGUACGGGGGCGCCGCCUGUCCUAACCUUACUGACUUCCAGGUGUGCACCUCCUCCCCGUGCGCCACCGAAGAAAGCCUGUAUAACCUGAACAUGGGGCCAUGGAGUAGCUGUUCGGUGCCCCACUUGCGGCACAUCAGGCAGGCAAGGAAACGUGGGAAGAACAAAGAAAAGGACAAGGACAAGGAGAAAGCAAUAAAGGAUCCAGAGGCCCGUGAGCUUAUCAAGAAGAAGAGGAAUCGCAACAGACAGAACAGACAAGAGAACAAAUAUUGGGACAUACAAAUUGGAUAUCAGACGAGGCAGGUGAUGUGCAGUCACAGAAAUGGGAAGACCGUUGCCUUGAGCUUUUGUCAACAAGAGAAGUUGCCAAUUACGUUCCAGUCCUGUGUGAUCGCUAAAGAAUGCCAGGUGUCAGAAUGGUCUGAAUGGAGUCCAUGUUCCAAAACAUGUUUUGAUAUGACGUCCCCUAAAGGUAAUCGUACAAGAACACGGACCAUUAAGCAGUUUCCUAUUGGCAGUGAAAGCGAGUGUCCAGAGCUAGAAGAAACAGAGCAGUGUGUGUCUCAAGGAGAUGGGGUGGCUCCGUGUAUCACGUAUGGCUGGAGAACCACGGAGUGGACAGAAUGUCGCAUUGACCCUUUACUUAGCCAACAGGACAAACGACGAGGCAAUCAAACAGCUCUUUGUGGAGGUGGCAUUCAGACGCGGGAGGUGUAUUGUGUGCAAGCUAAUGAAAAUCUCCUCUCCUAUUUAAAUACUCUGAAGGAAAAAGAAGAAAGUCAGUCACAGAGUACAUCGAAGGCUAGUGCUGCACCACUUCUAUCCAUCACUUUUGAAAUAACAGCAUCCAAACCUGUGGACUGGAAACUGUGCACAGGCCCUAUUCCUAGCACGGCCCAGUUGUGCCAUAUCCCAUGUCCCAUAGAAUGUGAGGUGUCAACCUGGUCAGCUUGGGGGCCAUGCACAUUUGAAAGCUGUGAUGACCAACAAGCCAAAAAAGGCUUUAAACUAAGAAAACGUCGCAUCACAAAUGAACCCACAGGAGGCACUGGCAAUUGCCCUCAUCUGCUUGAAGCCAUCCCGUGUGAAGAACCUUCUUGCUAUGACUGGAGGAUAGUAAGACUGGAGGAAUGCAUUCCAGACAAUGAGAAGGAAUGUGGGCCUGGUACUCAGGUUCCUCAGGUGGUCUGUAUCAACAGUGAUGGAGAAGAGGUUGAUAGACAGCUGUGCAGAGAUGCUAUCUAUCCAGUCCCCAUUGUCUGCGAAGUGCCAUGCCCAAAGGAUUGUGCGCUCAGCACGUGGUCUGGAUGGUCCUCCUGCUCGCACACCUGCUCAGGCAAAAACACAGAAGGAAAGCAGAUGCGUGCCCGUUCUAUCUUGGCAUACGCAGGUGAAGGUGGACUUCAGUGCCCAAACAGCAGCAUGCUACAGGAAACACGCAACUGCAAUGAACAUUCAUGUACCGUGUACCACUGGCAAACAGGAGCUUGGGGUCAGUGUAUAGAAGAUGUUUCUGUGUCAGCAUUCAACUCUUCUACUGGCUGGAAUGGUGAGGCGACCUGUGCUGUUGGGAUGCAGACAAGGAAAGUUAUCUGUGUGAGAGUCAACGUGGGACAAGUAGGACCCAAAAAAUGUCCUGAAAGUCUUCGCCCUGAGACUGUUAGACCUUGCUUGCUACCCUGUAGGAAGGAUUGCAUUGUGACCCCUUACAGCGAUUGGACACCAUGCCCUUCAUCAUGUCAAGAAGGGGGUGUUACCAUCGCAAAACAGUCUCGACAUCGAGUAAUCCUGCAACUCCCUGCGAAUGGCGGCCGUGACUGCCCAGAUACUUUGUAUGAGGAAAAGGAUUGCGAUGCGCCUCCCGUCUGCUUGUUUUACAGAUGGAAGACACACAAAUGGCGCAGGUGUCAACUUGUACCAUGGUAUAUUCGUCAAGACAGCCCAGGUGCCCAGGAGACGUGUGGUCCUGGUCUACAAGCAAGAGCUAUUACUUGCCGCAAACAAGAUGGUGGACAGGCUGACAUCCGCGAAUGCCUUAAGUAUGCAGGCUCCUUACCAUCUUUAACACAACUCUGUCAGAUCCCAUGCCAAGAUGACUGUCAAUUUACAAGCUGGUCAAAGUUCUCUUCUUGCAAUGGGGACUGUGGAGCAGUUAGGACGAGGAAGCGCUUUCUUAUUGGAAAAAGUAAGAAGAGGGAGAAAUGCAAAAAUCCUCAGCUGAAUCCACUGAUGGAGACCCAGUUCUGCCCUUGUGACAACUAUAAUGCCCAGCCUGUGGGGAACUGGUCAGACUGUAUUUUACCGGAGGGCAAGGUGGAUGCACUACUGGGAAUGAAAGUGCAAGGAGACAUCAAAGAGUGUGGGCAAGGCUACCGCUACCAAGCCAUGGCUUGCUAUGAUCAAAACAGCAGGCUCGUUGAAACAGCACGAUGCAACAGUCAUGGAUACAUCGAGGAAGCUUGCAUCAUUCCAUGCCCCUCGGACUGCAAGCUUAGUGAGUGGUCCAACUGGUCUCGCUGUAGUAAAUCCUGUGGCAGUGGGGUAAAGGUCAGGUCGAAAUGGCUCCGGGAGAAGCCCUACAAUGGUGGAAGACCCUGCCCCAAGUUGGAUCAUGUCAAUCAGGCUCAGGUAUACGAGGUGGUCCCAUGCCACAGCGACUGCAGCCAGUAUAUAGGGGUCACAGAACCAUGGAGUGUGUGCAAAGUAACUAAUGUGGACUUAAAGGAAAAUUGUGGUGAGGGUGUGCAAACCAGAAAAGUGAGAUGCAUGCAAAACACCAUGGAUGGUCCUUCAGAUACUGUUGAAGACUACCUAUGCGACCAAGAAGAAAUGCCUAUCGGUGCUAGAAAAUGCACAUUGCCAUGCCCAGAGGACUGCGUUAUGUCUGAAUGGGGCCAGUGGUCUAGGUGUUCUUUGCCAUGUAAUGGAAGCAGUGUGAGGGAACGGUCAGCAGAAGUCAUGAGGCAGCCUCAAGAAGGAAAGGCCUGCCCUGCUGCCAUGGAGAUGGAACCCUGCAGUCUGAACAAAAACUGUUACCGCUAUGAUUACAAUGUGACAGAUUGGAGUACAUGCCAGCUCAGUGAGAAAGCUGUCUGUGGUAAUGGGAUCAAGACAAGAAUGCUUGAUUGUGUUCGCAGCGAUGGCAAAUCAGUUGACCUGAAGUACUGCGAAGAGCUCGGCUUGGAAAGGACCUGGCAUAUGAACACAACCUGCGUGGUGGAAUGUCCUGUGAACUGUCAGCUUUCUGACUGGUCUCCGUGGUCUGAAUGCUCCCAGGCUUGUGGCCUAGCUGGAAAGAUGAUACGGAGGAGAACUGUUAUCCAACCCUUCCAAGGUGAUGGGAGACCUUGUCCUUCACAAAUGGAGCAAUUCAAACCCUGCCCAGUAAAACCUUGUUAUCGAUGGCAGUACAGUCAGUGGGCUGAAUGCAGAGUUGAGGAUGCUCAGUGUGGAGAAGGGACAAGAGCCAGAAACAUUUCUUGUGUGGUCUAUGAUGGGUCCAGCGACGACAUUGGCAAAAUAGUGGAUGAAGAAUUUUGUGGGGAAAUUGAACCUGUCAUUGAUGGCAACAAGAAAAUUGUGCUUGAGGAAACCUGCACCCUGCCUUGCCCAGGUGAUUGUUACUUAAAGGAGUGGACAGAAUGGAGCCUUUGUCAGUUGACUUGUUUAAAUGGUGAAGACCUGGGCUUUGGAGGAAUACAGGUUCGAUCACGAGCAGUGAUCAUUCAAGACCUAGAAAAUCAACACCUCUGUCCAGAACAGGUUUUGGACACAAGACAAUGUAAUGAUGGUCAGUGUUAUGAAUACAAUUGGAUGGCCAGCCCAUGGAAAGGAUCUUCUCGGUCAGUAUGGUGUCAAAGGUCGGAUGGUUUGAACGUUACAGGAGGUUGCUUAGUGAUGCGCCAACCAGACGUUGACAGGUCAUGUAAGCCGCCCUGCAGCCAACCCUAUUCUUAUUGUAGUGAGGCUAGAACAUGUACUUGUGAAGAAGGGUACACAGAAGUAAUGUCCUCUGAUGGCACACUUGAGCAAUGCACUCUCAUCCCGGUGGUAGCCAUCCCCACAGCGGAGGACAAAAAGGGAGACGUAAAAACCAGUCGAGCUAUGAACCCCACACAGCCAUCCAGUACCCCAUCAGGACGAGGAAGAACUUGGUUCCUGCAGCCUUUUGGACCAGAUGGCAAGCUGAAGACCUGGGUUUAUGGUGUAGCUGCUGGUGCAUUUGUUUUGCUCAUCUUUAUAAUUUCUAUGAUUUACCUAGCCUGCAAAAAGCCAAAGAAGCCUCAGAGGAGACAGAACAACCGUCUGAAACCUUUAACUCUGGCUUACGAUGGAGAUGCGGACAUGUAAAAUAAUGACUUCCCAUUGACUUUUGUCUCUUGAAGCUAUAGUGUUCAAAAACAGCAUGUACGUUGUGUACAUUACAGAGCAG